AUGUCUGGCCCAAAGAAAAGCCGUGGCCGCCAAAAGAUCGAGAUGAAGAAAAUGAGCAACCAGAGCAACCUUCAAGUCACAUUCUCCAAGCGCCGCAACGGGCUUUUCAAGAAAGCCAGUGAGCUUUGCACUCUCUGUGGUACUGACGUGGCGCUCGUUGUUUUCUCUCCUGGUCAGAAGGUGUUUUCCUUUGGCCACCCCAACGUGGAUGCCGUCAUUGACCGCUAUCUCGCACGGCCCCCACCGACGGACUCCGGCACCAUGCAGAUCAUCGAGGCCCACCGCAUGGCCCACGUGCAUGACCUCAACGUACAACUCACUCAGAUCAACAACCAGCUUGACCAUGAGAGGAAGCGCACCAAUGAGCUCAAUCUCAUGAACAAGGAAGCCCAAGCCCAGAUGUGGUGGGCACGGCCCGUGGAUGGGAUGAGUAUGGCCCAAGUGAAGCAGUUCAAGGCGGCGUUGGAGGAGAUGAAGAAGCAGGUUGCGCGCCUUGUCGAUAGGGCUAUGCUUCAGAGUGUUACAAACCCAACUCUUCAAUUUUUCCCCGGGGUUUCUUCCUCUUCCAAUUCCAACCUUGUGCAUCAGCCACACCCACUUCCAGCUCCGCAGGUGUUCACCCCACACCUGAUUCAGCCACCCAUGCUUCAGAACUUCAUGUUUCAUGAUGGGAGCAUGAUGCGCCACCAUGGGUUUGAUAACAUUGGAAUGGGAGGAUAUGGACCUACUGCGGGUUUCUUUUGA
Messenger RNA from Glycine soja, 744 nucleotides. Its product is annotated as agamous-like MADS-box protein AGL62. The record is from RefSeq and is a predicted model, not a curated record. Lineage: Eukaryota; Viridiplantae; Streptophyta; Magnoliopsida; Fabales; Fabaceae. The transcript has a single exon. The coding region runs from base 1 to 744 and encodes 247 amino acids. Gene Ontology annotation, molecular function: protein dimerization activity; DNA-binding transcription factor activity, RNA polymerase II-specific; RNA polymerase II cis-regulatory region sequence-specific DNA binding. Gene Ontology annotation, biological process: positive regulation of transcription by RNA polymerase II.